Molecule: messenger RNA, 869 nt
Organism: Rubroshorea leprosula
Lineage: Eukaryota; Viridiplantae; Streptophyta; Magnoliopsida; Malvales; Dipterocarpaceae
Source: the annotation of a GenBank genome assembly
UUCUCCUCUCUUUCUCGGUACAAGGAAAGUGAGAUUUGAUUGUUUCACCUUUGUGGGUUUCUGAAUUAUGGCUUCAACUUUGCUGUUGGUGGCCGUCUUUGUGAUUGAUCUCAUAGCUUUUGCCCUAGCUGUUGCUGCUGAGCAGAGGAGGAGCACCGCAAGUGUUCAAAAUGAGGGAAGUGAAAGUGAAAGGUACUGUGUUUAUGAUAAAGAUAUUGCGACCAGCUUGGGCGUGGCUUCAUUAUUGUUUCUUUUGGUUAGUCAACUCGUAAUAAUGGUUGCAACUCGAUGCUUGUGCUGUGGGAGGGCCAUGAGACCAAGCGGUUCUAGAGCAUGGGCAAUUGUCCUGUUUAUCACUAGCUGGGUGUUCUUUUUCCUUGCUGAAGUAUGCUUGCUGGCCGGGUCAGUGCGAAAUGCACAUCACACCAAGUACUUGGGUUCGAAGAUAUCAUGCCAGGUCUUGAGAAGGGGAGUCUUUGGUGCUGGAGCUGCCUUUAUUGUCUUAACAGGCAUUGUGUCGGAACUUUACUAUGUUAGUCACUCCAAGGCUAACGAUGGCCAGGCUACCUAUGCUAGAGACACUGGAAUUAGAAUGGGAAACCUAUAGAUUAAUUAUAGUUACAGGAAGUGGUUAGUCACAUUCUGAUUUGUAUGAAGAGUCGGGUAUUAAGCUUGUAGUGUAUUAACACUUAGUUUGUCUAUGAAGAAUUAAAAGACCUACAAUUCUUCAGUCUGUUUGAAAUUAGUUCUUCUUUGUCAUUGACAGGGACAUUUGUACUCUUAUCUCUUUUUUUGUGAAAAAUAAUAAUGUCCAGGGAACCCUAAAGUCUCUCAUGUAUUGACUUCUGGAAUAAGAUACACUAUCUAGG